Staurois parvus is the source of this 253-nucleotide messenger RNA. NCBI's taxonomy places the organism in Eukaryota, Metazoa, Chordata, Amphibia, Anura, Ranidae. The record is from the annotation of a GenBank genome assembly.
UACUGAGUGAGCUGUGAUUGGUCACAGCUUAUCACAUGGUACAAGGCUGUUAUUUCACACGUAGUAAGCUUACUACUUUGCAUGUGAUCACUGAUUGGCCAAUCAGCGAUCACAUGAUCGGGACCUCGUACGAAAGUCCCGUCUGACGAUCGGUGUUCCACUGUGUCCCAGGGAGCGCGCACAAGCAGGGUGCAGGGAGGCCGUUUUAUAAACGGCCACCCGACCCUGCACUGCCACCAUCAGGCCAUUUAUA